CAGCUACCUAGAUGAGAUCCCUGGCUAGCUGCCUUCUGAACACACUCGAAGGACAAAACAGCCAAAGAGCCGACCAUGGCUGUUGCUCCAGUCGCUACUAUGGGCAUCAGAAGAGAGAGAAAUCUGGUGCAGCAUGUGCGGGUGUUGUCCCUUCUACUUGUGUCCCUCAGUUGCUCUCAUGCCUUGAUACCACAGAGACAUCAGAGACAUCUGCAGCAAGAUCGAUUGUCAAAGCGGGUCUCUUCCAGUUGUAGUGCCACCACCGCUAGGAGAAACUACAAUGGUGAUACUACAAAUGACAUUCCCCAAACUGUGGAAUCGUAUAUUCUCCAUUGGGACUCACUGCUCCAACAAGAGCAUCAAGCCGCUGUCGAUGAUUUGAGAGAACAACGAACACGAUGGUCCACACAACGACUCCAGGCGGCUGGAGUCUCGCUCCUCGGGGUGGCGGCAGAGCCGGAUUCGGAACUAUUUGGAGAAAAAAUUGUACGGAUAUCCACGUGUCAUCUUGCCACUACAACAGCUGAUGCCAAUAGUUGGAGGGACCUCUACAAUCGAGGAGAUGUCUUGCUCCUGACACCGGAAGAUUCCGAUGGUUUUGACGGCUAUAGUCGUCGUAGUCGUCGUGGUAGUCCUACCGUGGUACCAAGAGAAAUAUGUGUCGUCGAUGUGGGCACGGACUGGAUGACUGCCGGUGUCGGACCCUCUUGGCCAGCCGGAUUGUGGGAAUCCAGAAAACAGGCUGGAUUCUAUCUGGUACGGUUGGAUCGAACCAUCCCUCAAGCUACCUUGCUGGCACAAAAGAAAGCAUUGGAUCGGGUACGGAAAGGCAAGGCUGGAACGGCAGCCGAAUGGAUGGUCCAGACAUGGUGGUUGCAGCAGGCAGCAGCAGCAGCAGCAGCACACGACAAUAUUAACACUACGAGGGCAGAAGAAAUGGCAUCUCAAGUACCAACCUGGUUGCAAAAAGCUUUCAAUGCGACAACAAGCAAUACAGAGUCAGCACCCUCCCUCGUGGAAACUGCCAUUGACAAUUCCAUUGAAAAAGCCCAACAAUCUGAAACUGGAUCGUUUGUACCCAACAAUUCUCAACGAGAUGCCAUUGCCUGGGCAUUGAAACGAAGAAUCAGUCUACUCAUUGGACCUCCUGGAACGGGCAAAACUAUCUGUGCGGCGCGUCUCAUUGCCUCGGCCAUUCAAAUCAAAUCCAACUCUUCAUGUAACACAGCAGCAGCAUCACCAAGAGUCUUGGCCGUGGCACACAGCAAUGGUGCCGCCGAUGUCUUGUUGCAAGCAUUGCUCGAUCGAGGCGUCCCGGCAGUACGAGUGGGAAGACCGGCGUCGGUAGCCGCAUCCGUGCGGCAUCGGACGGUCGUGGCCAUGGCCGAACAACACCCGGCAGUCCGAGAGUUGAGACGCAAAAUCAUGGAUCUCUCCUUGGAACGUCAUGUCAGGAACACGGCCGUUCACGAAAUGGGGCAUUGCGUCAAUGAUGUACGGCGCAUGAUUGCUGCAACCGCGUCAGUUGUUGUGGCCAGUUGCAUUGGAGCGCAUCAGUUGUUGGCGACAGAGACGACAGACAAUGGUUCUUCUCCAUUCGACAUGGUGGUUCUGGAUGAAGCUGCUCAAACCACAGAACCGGCUCUACUGUGUGCAUUGGCGGCGGCCCAAGCGGAACAAAUUGUCCUGGUGGGAGACCCACGACAACUACCACCCACAAUUGCCGGUAACUCUGUAGAACUGCGAAACACAUUGGGUGUCUCUCCCAUGGCUCGAUUGGAACAGUGCGGAGUAGGCCAGCAAACACUGCGAGUUCAGUAUCGCAUGUCACCGGAUUUGCUGCAGUUCCCUUCCAAGUACUUUUACAAGGGGUUGGUCACAUGUGCCGAAAACGUGCAAGAGUUGUCACCACCCGCAUCUUUUCCUUGGCCCAACGGAGCGCCAAUGGCAUUCGUCCAAGUUGGACCCAAUUUGGAGACGACACACGAUCGUGGCGGCAAGUCCAAUCCUACCGAAGCGGCCUUGGUGGUUGAUAUUGUAUCCAAUCUACAGUCUGCGGAUGCCAACGUCGGCGUCCAGAUUGCCGUCAUUAGCCCUUACGCGAAGCAAGUGCAACUCAUCCGAACAAUGCUACUGACGACCAGGAGACAGGGCUGUGAUGCGGUCCGUGUGGGCACUGUGGAUUCCUUCCAAGGACAGGAAACCGAUGUGGUGGUGUUUUCGGCAUGCCGAUCCAAUCUGAUACAGGAUUUGGGAUUCUUGAGGGAUCCUCGACGACUUUGUGUAGCGUUGACCCGGGCCAAGCGUGGCUUGAUCGUCUUGGGAGAUCCUCUCGUCUUGCAAACGUCGCGACCAUGGGAAGCGUUGCUGCAAUCUUGUCGAGACCGGGGAUGCCUAUUGACCCCAAAAGAUCUCUUUUUGGACUCGGCUGGUGCAUCAGAUGGCAAAGUCUACGAGCUUGAAGAAGCGAGUCCUUCAAGUGAUACUAGCGACGCGGCGUUGUUGGCAGCACUUGAGGAAUCGCUGAACGACCACAGUGACUCCUUGCUUGGCUUGCUGGAUACUGUGUUAGACACAACGAAAAAGCAAGGUUGAAUCAGCUAGCUUGAGACCUGGUAUUGCGUUGCCACCCGUCCUACUCUCCAUCGUCGGUAGCUAGAGGACUACUAGCUAGACUGUCACUCCCCAAUUGCUUGCAACAACCCAGCUGCCUUGCUGCUUGACCCCUUUCCUUGCAGCUCUGGUGUCAACCAUAAUGGCUUGCUCUUUCCACGUCUCACGUUACGGCAAGAGUGUCAGUACCAUUCCGGCGGGGAUGCCAGUGCCACAGCUGCAAUCAGUAAUUGCCGCAUGUAGCUGCAAUCAGCAAUAAUCAGCAAGUGCCUGUACAGCAGCCACCGGUACUGGUACUGUACCGGUACCCUACGGUCAGAUAUAUUAUGCAUACCGGUGGCCAGAGCCAUCGGAUGGUCGGGGUUCGGGCUCCGUCAAAUUUCAGGCUGAACAAACAUGGAUAAGGCACAUGCUCCAAGCACACCUCUAAUUCUCUUGAGAGCAGACCUUCUUACGUGCACUAUGUACUUAGGAAUGCGGAGUGCGGAGGUUGAGCUAGAGUGGUCUCUGUCUCAUUACUUAAUGACCAAAUUCCCUUGGCAAACCCAACGGUUCUACGGAAUCAGUUGAACCUGCUACCGGUACUGUACCGGUACGGUCCUACUAGUGGGUUUUCUAUUAUUUGUGCAAAACAACAAGCUCUGCAACGGUUCCUCUCCCCCAUCGAGACUGGAGCUGAACACGUAGCCAGCUGCAGGGAUGCAACACGCAGCUGUGGGCUAGCCGGGGCAUCGCAUGUGCAAUGUAUCGAAUAGCAGGCUAGCUAGUGAUUAUGUUUAGUGGUGUAUCUUUGACAUUGAU
Molecule: messenger RNA, 3414 nt
Organism: Seminavis robusta
Lineage: Eukaryota; Bacillariophyta; Bacillariophyceae; Naviculales; Naviculaceae
Source: the annotation of a GenBank genome assembly